AUGUCGAAAUCUUCUUUUCCCAUCGAGUGUUUUAAUGGAAUAUUUAAACAUAUCGAGAAUGAUAAAUCAACCUUACAUUCAUGUUUAUUGGUGGAUAGGUUGUGGUGUAGAAUGAUUAUACCUAUACUUUGGAGUCGUACAUUUUCCUUGAUUCAAAAUUCAAAAAACUCGUCACUUUUUCUAACGGGAACCUAUCUCUCAUUCCUCAAUGACGAAGAAAGGCAACUUUAUAAUCAUUAUCCUGAAUUAUACCCAACGACAAAAUUUGAACAUUUAUUUAAUUAUCCGAGUUUUUUAAAAGAGUUUUAUUAUGACUUGAUGUAUUCAAUUGUGAAAUUUUGGGUUAAAACGAAUACUAAUUUAGAUAUUUCAACGAAAUAUAAUUGUCAGAUUAUAUUAACGAUCUCAUGUAAUAUUUCACAAAGUUUAUUCAAAAUGUUUUUGAGAAAUAAUGUUCAAAUUAAUUUGAUGAACAUUAAAUCUUUUGAAUUUUAUCCUGAUUUACCCUUUUUGUCCAAUCUUCACAAUUCCUUUUCAAACCUUAAAAGUUUUCAAUUCAACGCCGAUUUACAACCCCUUAACACCUUUUCAAACACGUAUUCCUUUUUAAAAUCCUUACCUCGAUCAUGUAAUGAUAUAUCUCAUUUAUUACUUAAUGUUCAUUUCAAGAAGAAGGAUGAUAAGGAGGAAUUAUUCAUUAAUAUAAUUAACGCUCAAAAUAAUAUAAAAAAAUUUAUAAUUAAUCCUCAUGGAAUCAUACCGAGGUCGAUUUUAAAUUCGAUAAUUCAUCAAACAUCAUUGGUACUAGUGCAUUUUAAGGAAACCAAAUUUAUUAAUUCGUUCCCUUUUGAACUUUUGUUAAAUUGUGAUAAUUUAAAAUUCCUUUUAACCGAGAAUUGUCAUGAGUAUUAUAACAGGGAGAAUUCACAGAUCGACACAGAAGUCAAACCAUGUUCCAUCUCCUUAAAAGAUAUCAAAUGUAAAGUGGACACUCUUUACAUAAACAACAACAAUUUUCUCCCUUUAACGAUAUCAAGAUUGAUCCAAUUGUCGGGAACAAACUUGACCACAUUAUGGUUGGACAGGACGAAAUUCUCAUCAUACAUCAUCACAUCCGAACCCCUUUCAAUCCAUUGUCCGAAUAUUUCUCAUUUAAUAUUAACCCUUGAUACCAUCAGUUUAUAUCAAACCAAGAAUUCCCUUUCAAUUUUAAUUUCUAAUUUAAACCUGGAAUAUUUUGGAAUAAGAAAUUUUGGAUGGACAAAUGAAUUGAUUGCCGAUUUGGGAAAUUAUCUGCCUAGUUCAUUAAAAUAUCUAGAAAUAUCAAGUUUCUUUGAUUUUGAAGCCUUAUAUAUGUUAUUGAAAAGGUGUAAAUGUCAAUUAAGAGGAUUGAGUUAUUGGGAAUAG
Molecule: messenger RNA, 1407 nt
Organism: Funneliformis caledonium
Lineage: Eukaryota; Fungi; Glomeromycota; Glomeromycetes; Glomerales; Glomeraceae
Source: the annotation of a GenBank genome assembly